AUGGCGAUUUCAAAAUCAAAGAAACCAGAACCCACGCACGACGAAGACCUCCUGAAAUCCGACGUCGCUUCCUUCGCCUCCUCCAUCGGCCUCUCCACCUCCUCCGCCCCACACUCCGGCUUCAACGACUCCGAUUUUCGCAAAACCGGCCCCAUCAAACCCUCAAAACACCCCAAGCCCAAUGUAGGAGAAUCAAAAUUCGACAAAAACAACAACAACAACAACAACAACACUAAAGAAAAAGAGCGUCCUAAACCCAAACCUAAUCCUAGGGUUUUCCCAGCCUCCAAUGAUUCGAAAGGGUUUGAUAGGUUUAAGAACCUGCCAAAGCUUCCUCUAAUGAAGGCAAGCGCGCUGGGCGCGUGGCACGCGGAUGCGGCAGAAUUGGAAGAGAAAGUGAUUGGGAAAAAGAAGGUGGAGGCUUUUUUGGACGGUGAGGAGAGGAAGAGAGCGGCGGCGAAGAAGAAGGAGCUGGCGGAGAGGCUGUUGGCGCAGUACGUGCAUGAGUUCGAGUCGUCAAGGGGGCAGAGCGGGGAUAUAAAGAUGCUGAUUGCUACGCAGAGGUCAGGUACUGCGACGGAUAAGGUGUCUGCAUUUUCAGUCAUGGUUGGGGAGAAUCCUGUCGCGAAUUUGAGGUCGCUUGAUGCGCUAUUAGGAAUGGUGACAUCAAAAGUGGGAAAGCGCCAUGCCCUGACGGGGUUCGAAGCACUGAGAGAACUCUUUAUUUCAAGUCUAUUACCUGAUAGGAAAUUGAAGACUCUUUUCCAGCGGCCUUUGAAUCUUCUCCCAGAGUCCAAAGACGGUUACUCUCUACUGCUCUUUUGGCAUUGGGAGGAAUGUCUAAAGCAGAGGUAUGAGCGUUUUGUUAUUGCACUUGAGGAAGCUUCGAGAGAUAUGUUACCUAUACUAAAAGACAAAGCAUUGAAGACAAUGUACACGUUGCUGCGGAGUAAAUCAGAGCAAGAGCGCAGAUUGCUUUCUGCGCUAGUUAACAAGCUUGGAGAUCCUGAAAGUAAGGCCGCAUCUAAUGCUGAUUUUCAUUUAUCAAAGCUUUUGACUGACCAUCCGAACAUGAAGGUUGUGGUGAUUGAUGAGGUGGAUAAUUUUCUCUUUCGGCCCCAUUUGGGAAUGCGAUCCAAGUAUCAUGCUGUAAACUUCUUGAGCCAAAUUCGUCUGAGUCACAGAGGAGAUGGAUCUAAGGUGGCAAAGAGGCUGGUCGAAGUUUAUUUUGCUCUGUUUAAGGUACUUAUUUCUGAGGCUGGUGGGAGUCUUAUGAACGAAAAAAAGAGGAAAGAGGAUGACAAGAAAGCUUCCAGUUCUUCCAAAGAUAGUAAAGUGAACAGUCAGUCAUCAGAAUCUCAUGUUGAAAUGGACUCACGAUUGUUAACAGCUCUCCUGACGGGAGUCAAUAGAGCAUUUCCUUUUGUUUCUAGUAAUGAAGCUGACGACAUUAUUGAGGUGCAAACACCCAUGCUCUUCCAGCUGGUUCAUUCUAAAAACUUCAAUGUAGGAGUUCAAGCCCUAAUGCUUCUUGAUAAAAUCUCAUCCAAAAAUCAGAUAGUUAGUGAUCGGUUUUUCCGUGCCUUGUAUUCAAAGCUUCUACUUCCAGCUGCCAUGAACUCUUCGAAGGAAGAGAUGUUUAUUGGGCUACUAUUGAGAGCUAUGAAAAGUGACGUCAAUUUAAAGAGAAUUUCAGCCUUCUCAAAACGUUUGUUGCAGGUUGCCCUCCAGCAGCCACCUCAAUAUGCUUGUGGGUGUCUUUUCCUCCUCUCUGAAGUCCUUAAAGCAAGGCCCCCUCUAUGGCAGCUGGUGCUUCAGAAUGAGUCUGCUAAUGAAGAUGUUGAGCAUUUUGAAGAUAUUGAAGAAGAAACCACAGAUCAAAAACCCAUGAAAUCUAGUGAAACAGAUAAUGCCAGCAAAAUUGUUAGUACUAGUGAUAGCACCUAUACUGACGGUGAUUCUUCACAAGAGGAAGAUGUUUCUUCGGCUUCCGAUUCUGAAACUGAUGUUUCAGAUGAAGAAGAGGACUUGCUUGUUGCGGGUGGUUUGGAAGAUGUUAAGGAAACGAAAGAAAUUCCUGAUUUAACUAAGCUGCAACCUCAAGUAUCUGUCGGAAGGUCUUCAUUGCCAGGAGGGUACAAUCCGCGACACAGGGAGCCUUCUUAUUGCAAUGCAGAUUGUGUAAGCUGGUGGGAGCUUACGGUGCUGGCUUCACACGUGCACCCGUCGGUUGCUACCAUGGCGAGAACCCUUCUGUCAGGGGCCAAUAUCGUGUACAAUGGAAACCCAUUAAACGACCUCUCACUCACUGCUUUCCUCGACAAGUUAAUGGAGAAGAAACCCAAGCAAAGCACAUGGCAUGGUGGUUCCCAGAUUGAACCUUCUAAGAAGCUUGACAUGAACAACCAGUUGAUUGGGCCAGAGAUUCUCUCAUUGGCUGAAACCGAUGUACCACCUGAAGAUCUUGUCUUCCACAAGUUCUAUAUGAACAAGAUGAGUUCCUCAAAGAAGCCAAAGAAAAAGAAGAAGAAGAAAGGAGCAGAGGACGAGGCGGCUGAAGAGCUAUAUGGCGGUGAAGAAGGUGACGAUGAGAGUGACAAUGAAGAGAUUGACAACAUGUUGGACUCUGUUGUUCCUUCUAUUGCGGCGGAUGGUGAAUAUGAUUACGACGAUUUGGAUCAAGUUGCCGUUGAAGAUGAUGAUGACUUGGUUGGUAAUGUUAGCGAUGAUGAAGAGAUUGACGUCCAAUCAGAUAUUGCUGUGGGAGAUGAUGAUGAUGAUGAUGAUGCUGAUGGUGAUGACAUUGACGAUGAUGUUGAUAUAGGAGAUGCAGAUGACGGAAGUGAUGAAGAAGAAGAUGUACUAUUAGAUCAAGGGAAAAGGAAACGGAAGUCUAAAGGGCGAAGUGGAGCUUCCCCUUUUGCAAGUCUUGAGGAGUAUGAGCAUCUGUUAGAUGAGGAUUCUACUCCGAAAGACAAGUCCGCCAAGAGGAAAAACUCAUCAUCAAAGAAGAAGAGAAAGAAGUCCAAGUAAGAGUUCACUCCUAAAGCUAUACCUUGGCAACCCAUUAGCCCCCUCAUGACACCAUGUCUUUGAAGAAGGGAGUUUCGGAUGUAAUGUCCAUUAAAUUUUGUCCGUUCAAUUUAUGAGAGACUCGUAAGGCCUGGGGAAUGGUAAUGUAGUAUUUGUAAGUUAAAAUGCAAGAAACGCAAAGAUGGGUUAAAUUUGUUGUUUUCCCUACGAUCACCUUUAAUGUCCAUUAAAUUUGUAGUAUUUGUAAUUUAUAUUGCUGGUCCGUUCCCAAUCA
Molecule: messenger RNA, 3307 nt
Organism: Rhododendron vialii
Lineage: Eukaryota; Viridiplantae; Streptophyta; Magnoliopsida; Ericales; Ericaceae
Product: protein SLOW WALKER 2
Exons: 16
Coding region: 1-3033 (1010 amino acids)
Cellular component (GO): nucleus
Source: RefSeq, a predicted model, not a curated record